CACUCGCGGCUGGCUUGACAGUGUUUUUCUGAAGUCCGGCUGGCUUGACCACAGUGUUUUACUCCCAGGCGGUGAACGGUAUCCACAGCGUCCGGUAGUUUUUCUUUCGCUUCUGGCAGAAGCUGCUGGCAAACGUUGAUGAUCUUACCUGGGACAUCUUCUCUCUCACUUUCAGAGACCCCGUGAACUCUGAGACUCCAACGACGUGAGUAAUCUUCAAGAUACAGAAGCAGUUUUUCCUCUUCAUGCCAGUUAAACUCGACUCUUUUGGCCAGUGUCUCAGUCGGACCGACUUUCACUUUAAGAUCUUUUACUUCGGCGUCAAUCACAUCCUUCACUCCAGAAAUCUGUCUGGUAUUUUCGUUCAUUGUUUCUUUCAUACUAGCAACCACACGUGAGUUUCCCCCCACCAUUUUUCCAAAGCAUCCGAAUGAUUAUUAUUAUUAUAAUUAUAUAAUGUAUUAAUCAUCCUCGAGACCUCCCGAAGUUCUGUCUUGUGUUGUUUGAUGGCAGGAGACUUACACGGGGUUUCUGGAAGACAGGGACAUUCUUUCCUCACACAGCAUGAAUUCAGUAUCAGUAUCAUGGCUUAUGUAAUGCAUGUUCUUCAUCAGAAGUUCUUUUCGGGCUUAACUUAACUCAGUACCGUUUUUGUUAGUAUGAAAAGCAGCUUGUGUUCCAUGCUUACUUUUUAUGUUCUCUGAUUUUCCCAUUUUGGCAGCUACUACAAAUUUAACACUGGUUAAAUGUGAUCUGGUACUUAAUUAUUUUUUUCUAACUGCAUCACAAGACAAAAUAAACAGCUGAGUUUGUGCAGCUAAUCAAAGCACCAUCUUGGACCUCGCCCCUGGCCAACGAAAGCUGCCAUGAAUUCCAGACCUUCAGUCUCGAGACCUCCAGUCUAAAGGUCUGGUUAUGUGAGACUAGAGGCAGAUCAGAAUAAAAAUGUCACUUUUACCUAAAUCCUGUUUUCCUAAUGUUAUAUAAUGAUCUCUUAUCAGAUAGUUCUGUGAAUUGCCCCUCUACAAUCCCUCCUCCCUUUUUACUUCCUGCUUUCCACAGAUAUUUCCUGUUAUUGUUGAAAUGAGAGUGAUUUUAUCUUCUCUCUUACUCCUGCCCUCCCUUUCUUUCCCCUUGUUUUUCUCCCUCCUCCCAUCUGUGUUCUCUUUCUCUCUAUUCUCUAGGUCUAUGUCUCUUUACCUCAAUGUAUACAUGUAUACAUGCAUAUAGAGUUCAAUCGGUGAAGAAUGGUGGAGGACCUCUGUGGGCCCAGGUUACUGGGUUUAUUUUGUCCUUUACUGAAAGUUGAAGUUCAGUGCCAAAAUUAUUCCUUAUAUGUCCAGUAUUUGCUGAAUAUAUGCUUACCUCAGCUAACUUGUUGUUUUGGCUCAUACCCAACACAAAUGUAAUCCAUAUCUCACUGGAUAAACCAAUACACCACCCCUUGCAAUGCAACUAUUUAAUGUGUGAAUGUAAUAAUAAACUUUGAAGAAGUUAGUGGGCAGCUUAAAAGGCUUAAUGUUCAUACUUCUUUCCAUCUAACCAUGCAAGGAAUGAAAUGGUCAGAAGGCAUCAAAAGAUAAAGACAAAGAAAUGUGUUAAUUUAACACCUAACAACAAGCAAAGUGUAAUGUGUAGAGCAAAACAGUGCAGAAAAUUACAAUACUGGGAUCCAGGGUCAGUGGAGAAUGUGAGGAGUAGAUAACUUCUGCUUUCAAUUUCUCCUGAAGGACGUGUGUUUUUGAUAUCUUUAUUUUUACGCGAAUGAAGUGGUUUGGUUGCUGUUUCAUGUUGUCUGUGGUUGAUUUUAACAUUUGUGUUCAGAUAAGAUCAAGAUUGUGUGUUUGAGUGAGCGCUGUUUCUGGACUCUCAGGAUCCGUUCAGCUGAAUUAUUAGUUUGUCAUUUCCACACAGUGACAGAGUAAGUGCUGGAGAUCUCACUCUUCAUCAUGAGUCACACACAAACACCCCGAGAUCAGGAUUUCUCUCCAGGAUGCAGUUCAGUUGAUCAGAAGAGAUCAGAAGCAGAGCCCAGCUGUGUGUCUAUGAGGAGUGAUGAUUCUUUGCCUCAUCCAAUUAAUUUCAUGAAGUCUGACGAAUCUAGAGGUCAUCCUCAAAAUCUCAGUUCAGUUGAUCAGAAGAGAUCAGAAGCAGAGCCCAGCUGUGUGUCUAUGAGGAGUGAUGAUUCUUUGCAUCGUCCAAUUAAUUUUCACAGCAGUAACACAAGAUCAGUCCUCCAAAACAGAUCAGUAACAAAUCCCUUCUGUAAGAAAUAUGACCAGACUGUGAAUCAACCACAACACAACACGUAUCCUGGUGUGAGCCAUGAAGUCCUCAACACGUUGAGAUCAAAUCUGAAGCAGAAGUUUGAGCGUCUGUAUGAGGGAACAGCGACACAGAGAAACCCAACACUCCUGAAUGAGAUCUACACAGAGCUCUACAUCACAGAGAGUGAGAGUGGAGAGAUCAGUAAUGAACAUGAGGUGAGACAGAUUGAGACACAAUCCAGGAGAGAAGCAACAGAGGACACAGCCAUCAAAUGCACUGACAUCUUUAGACCUUUACCUGGACAAGACAAAGCCAUCAGAACUGUGCUGACAAAGGGAGUCGCUGGCAUUGGAAAAACAGUCUCUGUGCAGAAGUUGAUCCUGGACUGGGCUGAAGGGAAAGAGAAUCAGGACGUCCAGCUCAUAUUUCCACUUCCUUUCAGAGAAAUCAAUCUGAUGAAGGACAAAACACUCAGUCUUUCAGAUCUUCUUCAUGUGUUUUUCCCUGAAACUAAAGAAAUGGAGAUAUCCAGUGAUGAAUAUAAAGUGUUGUUCAUCUUUGAUGGUCUGGAUGAGUGUCGUCUGUCUCUGGACUUUAAGAGUGAAGUGAAACUGUGUAAUAUAUCUGAAUCAGCCUCAGUGGACGAGCUGCUGAUGAACCUCAUUGUGGGGAAUCUGCUUCCCUCUGCUCUCAUCUGGAUCACCUCCAGACCAGCAGCAGCUGAUCUCAUCCCCUCUGAGUGUGUCCAUCGAGUGACAGAGGUACGAGGCUUCAAUCAGCCACAGAAGGAGGAAUACUUCAGGAAGAGAAUCAGUGAUCAGAGUCUGGCCGACAGGAUCAUCUCACACCUGAAGUCAUCAAGGAGCCUCUACAUCAUGUGCCACAUCCCAGUGUUCUGCUGGAUCUCAGCCGCUGUUCUGGAGAAGAUGUUGAGUCGAGCAGAGAGUGGAGAGAUUCCCAAGACUCUCACUCAGAUGUACACACACUUCCUGAUCCUUCAGACCAACAUCAAACAUGAGAAGGAAUAUGAGAAGAAGGUGACAGAUGAAGACAUGAUCCUCAAACUGGGGAAAGUGGCUUUUAAGCAGCUUGUGAAAGGAAACCUGAUCUUCUAUGAGGAAGACCUGAGAGAGUGUGGCAUUGAUGUGACAGAAGCAUCAGUGUACUCAGGAUUGUGCACUCAGAUCUUCAGAGAGGAGCUGGGCUUGUAUCAGGGGAAAGUCUUCAGCUUUGUUCAUCUGAGCAUUCAGGAACAUCUAGCAGCUCUAUAUGUGCACCUCUCCUGGACAAACCACAACAGAAAUGUGAUUGACCAGUUCAACAAACAGAGUUUACGGUCUAAAGUGAAAGACUUGUUUCAGCAUGUUUCAUUAUCUGAGCUGCAUCAGAGAGCUGUGAAAGAGGCUCUACAGAGUAAAAAUGGACAUCUGGAUCUUUUCCUGCGGUUCCUUCUGGGUUUGUCAGUGGAGUCUCAUCAUAUUCUCCUUCAACGAAUAAUGAAGCUGAAAAGAAGCAGCUCUUACAGAAAUGAGGAAACAGUCAAAUACAUCAAGAAGAAGAUCAGGACCAUUGAGUCUCCAGAGAAAUCCAUCAAUCUGUUCCACUGUCUGAAUGAACUGGGUGAUCGUUCACUAGUGAAGGAAAUACAACAGUAUCUGAAAUCUGGAGGAAUAAAAGAAGCCAAUCUCUCUUCAUCUCAUUGGUCAGCUUUAGUUUUUGUGUUGUUGACAUCAGAAGAGGAACUGAAUGAGUUUCAUCUUGAUAAAUUUGUUAAAGAAAAGAAUAAUCCUGAAAAUAUGAAAGUUCUUCAGAAGUUGCUGCCUGUGAUUAAAGAAUCCAGAUCAGUUCAGUUGAGUGAUUGUGGUGUCACAGAUGAAGGUUGUUCUGCUCUGGCUUCAGCUCUGAGAUCAAACCCCUCACACCUGAGAGAACUGGAUCUGUCUGUGAAUAAACUAAGAGAUUCAGUGAAGCUGCUUUCUGAUGUACUACAGGAUCCUCGCUGUAAACUGGAGAAACUGAGGUUGAGAGAUUGUGGAGUCACAGAUGAAGGUUGUUCUGCUCUGACUUCAGCUCUGAGAUCAAACCCCUCACACCUGAGAGAACUGGAUCUGUCUCACAAUAAACUAAGAGAUUCAGUGAAGCUGCUUUCUGAUGCACUACAGGAUCCUCGCUGUAAACUGGAGAAACUGUGGUUGAGUGAUUGUGGUGUCACAGAUGAAGGUUGUGCUGCUCUGACUUCAGCUCUGAGAUCAAACCCCUCACACCUGAGAGAACUGGAUCUGUCUGUGAAUAAACUAAGAGAUUCAGUGAAGCUGCUUUCUGAUGUACUACAGGAUCCUCGCUGUAAACUGAAGAUACUGUGGUUGAGUGAUUGUGGUGUCACAGAUGAAGGUUGUUCUGCUCUGACUUCAGCUCUGAGAUCAAACCCCUCACACCUGAGAGUACUGGAUCUGUCGAGGAAUAAACUAAGAGAUUCAGUGAAGCUGCUUUCUGAUGUACUACAGGAUCCUCAGUGUAAACUGGAGAUACUGGGGUUGAGUGAUUGUGGCGUCACAGAUAAAGGUUGUGCUGCUCUGGCUUCAGCUCUGAGAUCAAACCCCUCACACCUGAGAGAACUGAAUCUGUUUGGAAAUAAACUAGAAUAUUCUAGUAAGAAGUUACUCUCUGAUCUGAAGAUGGAUCCACAUUAUAAACUGGAGACAUUAUCCUGUUGACUCUCAGUGUUUAGACGUCAGUUCAGUUUCCUCAGGAUCAGCUGAUGGUGAAUAAGGAGCCGCUUCAGAGUCACACAAUCAACACAGACUGUGUGAUGGGGACACAAGAAUUUAGAGAUGUUCAUUUUCCUGACCGACUCCUAACACUCGUUAUCUAAUUAUUGACUGUUGACAAAAUUAGAAUGUUACAUUAGAUUUAAAUUAAAUUGGAAUUAAUGUUUAUGUGACCCAUUGAAAGUGGACCCUUAACAGUUUCUAUUAAUGUAUUAUUAUUAUCUGUAUGACCAAAACUCAUUUUCACUGUAAGAAGGAAAACAAAAAAUCCAGUGAUUGCACACGGAUCUCAUGGGAAACAUUUGUAUUCCUGCAGAAUGAGAUGUUAAUAAGUUUCUCUUUAAAUACUUUUUUUCUAGAUUUUUAUGUUGUUUAUAACAAAUAGUUGUAUAGCUGCUUAUAUUUUCGGCUUUGUAUUUUACUCUGUUCUGAACAUCAUAAAAUGUAAAGGAUUCGCAAAUGAUUUUUUUUUUUCUCUCAACACAAUUUUGACUGAUAUGUGUACAGCAGAAUUUUUUUUUUAAGCUUUGUGGAGGAAAAAAAAGUUUUUAAUCUUUAUAAGUAGCUUUAUGUAAAACAUGGUCAUUGGUGACUUUGACUAAAUUCAGAUUGCUGUUAGAACAUGUAUUGCAAAUUAAUAAAUCAAGAGAU
Messenger RNA from Carassius auratus (goldfish), 5687 nucleotides. RefSeq names its product NACHT, LRR and PYD domains-containing protein 3-like. The record is from RefSeq and is a predicted model, not a curated record. Bases 1950 to 4982 code for a protein of 1010 amino acids. The transcript is spliced from 11 exons. Gene Ontology annotation, molecular function: protein binding. Lineage: Eukaryota; Metazoa; Chordata; Actinopteri; Cypriniformes; Cyprinidae.